AGAAAGCAGGCAGGGCAUCCCUAGGGAGGGACUAGGGAGGGGACCAGCUGGGGAAACUGAAAAAGAGGGAACGAGGGAGGGAAGGAGUAAGGAGGCAGAGGUCCUCCAGGAAAAGCAAAGUGGCUCCGGGGAGAAGAGGGGCUGCAGGCAUCCGAUGCCAAGCAUUACCGAGGGGAGCUGAGAGGGUACAGCCAAGCAGAGCAGCUUUUGUGGUCUCCUCCUGACCCUCAAGAUGAUGAAAAGACAGUUCAAUCGAAUGCGCCAGCAGCUGUCCCAUCCCAACACCACCACCAGAGCCCAAGAAGCAACUGAGCUCCUGUCAGAAGAUUUGCUGCAGAUUGAGCAGAGGAUUGAGCCAGCCAAGCGAGCAGCUCACAGUGUGUCCAAGAGGCUCCAAGCCUGCCUGCAGGGACAGUGUGGCUCCGAGAUGGACAAGCGAGUGAAGAAGCUGCCCUUGAUGGCUCUGUCCAUGGCGAUGGCUGAGAGCUUCAAGGAACUGGACACAGAGUCCAGCCUUGGGAAAGCCCUGGAGAUGGGUUGCUGCAUACAGAGCUCACUGGCCAAAAUUGUGGCUGAGUUUGAGAUUGACCUGGAGCACUACGUCCUGCAGCCGCUCAACAAGCUCAGUGAGGAGGAGCUCCCCACCAUCCUGAAGCGCAAGAAGACCCUCCAGAAGUUGAUUUCUGACUGGAACACAAUCAAGAGCCGGCUGAACCAAGCUGCCAAGAGUUCCAGUAACAGCACUGGGGCUGGUGCUGGCCCAGGGGCAUCUUCUGCUGCCAACAAACUGGAGAUCUUGAAGGAAGAAGAGGAGGAGGUGAAGAGGAAGGUGGAGCAGUGCAAGGAUGAGUACAUGGCUGACCUCUACCACUUCUCCACCAAAGAGGACAUCUACGCCAGCUACUUCAUCAAACUAUUGGAAAUCCAAGCCCAGUACCACCGGCAGUCACUGGAAUCUCUGGACUCAGCUCUAGCAGAGCUGAGGGAAAGCCACAGACAGACAGAGCCUUCCUUCACGACAGACACCCCAGUGGCAGGGUACUACGGUGUGUCCCUAGAAACACACCUCAAGAGCUUGGGCCGGGAGAUUGCGCUUCCCAUCGAAGCCUGUGUCAUGAUGCUGUUGGCUUCCAGCAUGAAGGAGGAGGGACUCUUCCGGCUGGCAGCAGGCGCCUCAGUGCUGAGGAAGCUGAAGAGCAGCUUGGCCAGCGGCUCCAAUGCCCUGGAGGAGUUUUACUCAGACCCCCACGCUGUGGCUGGUGCACUGAAAUCCUACCUGCGGGAGCUGCCCCAGCCUUUGAUGACCUUCGAGCUCUAUGACGAAUGGGUCAAAGCAGCCAGCCUAAAGGACAUUGAUAGCCGCCUGCAGAGCCUGCGAGACACCUGCGGCCGCCUGCCCCAGGACAGCUACAACAAUCUCAGGUAUCUGAUCAAGUUUUUAGCCAAGCUGGCUGAACACCAGGAGGUGAAUAAAAUGACCCCCAGCAACAUUGCCAUUGUGCUGGGCCCAAACCUGCUGUGGUCGCAGCAGAGCACAGGAGACCCCAUGCAACUGGACUUGGCCUCGGUCUCCUCCAUCCAGGCUGUGGUGGAAGCCCUCAUCCAGAACGUGGACACUCUCUUCCCUGGAGAGGUAGACUUCAAUGUCUCGGGCAUGUUCAUGCCGCCCACAAACACCGGACUUUCCAAAGCUGCCCCAGAGGAAGAGCCAACUCCUGCCACCCCUUCAGCCAGCACCGCUACCCUUUUGGAUGGAGAGGCCACCUCCCGGGACCCCGAGGCCAGGUCCCAGCCUGCAUCCCCAGGACUGCCCAGGCCAUCUCCUGAAGCUGCAGGGCCACCAGCUCCAGUGAUGCCGGACAACACCACCCGCAAAGGCAAACGCCCAGCUCCGGCCCGGCCCGCCGUGCCCCCGCCGCCCGUGGCGCAGCCCCGGGGCCCAGCUCCUGGCCGGGCAGCCAGCCCCAAAGCCCUGCCGCGCCGCACACCGGCCCGGCCGCGCCCCGCCGUCCCGCCGCCGCUCCCGCCGCAGCCAGCGCCCCGCCACAGCCGAGAUGCCCCACCAGCCCCCAGGCCUUCCUCUGCUGAGGCUGACACAGCAGCUGCCGGGGACUGUGUGCCGGGAACCACAGAGGCGGGACAGCCUCUGCGUGCAGGAGGAAGCCCCCUGGCCAAAUCGGCCCCAGAAGGACAGCCCGCAGAGAACUGAACAGGGUGAGAGGCAUGGAUGAAUCACAGGUUGGGGAGAUGGGAUCUGGCACCUCUCUGGGACCCAGCAGACACUGUGGAAAUGCCAGGAUGGCCUGAGAGAUAGCAUCUCUUGGUCCUCCACCUUGCUCCCUUGGCUCACACCACCUGGCAUGCUUUGCCUGCCUUCUCUCACUCUCCCAUCUCGGUCUCCACCUCCCCAAACUACCACAUCCCUGCCAGAGCCCAGCCACCAGAUCCCUGCCUGCGUUCCUGCCCAGAUCUCUGCCCAGGUCCCCGCCCGGAUCCCCCGCUGCAGGCCCAGACACCGCUUGCAACUUUCGGGCCAGCACAGGCAGCUUGGCCCCAUGAGGCCAUUCACGGAUGCUCAGCCAUGAUCCCAGCCCCGUUUUGCCUUAAAAUGCAUUGC
Camarhynchus parvulus is the source of this 2617-nucleotide messenger RNA. It is a transcript of the gene SH3BP1, whose product is annotated as SH3 domain binding protein 1. Gene Ontology annotation, biological process: signal transduction; positive regulation of GTPase activity; regulation of Rac protein signal transduction. Lineage: Eukaryota; Metazoa; Chordata; Aves; Passeriformes; Thraupidae. Gene Ontology annotation, molecular function: protein binding; GTPase activator activity. The record is from RefSeq and is a predicted model, not a curated record. Bases 233 to 2209 code for a protein of 658 amino acids. The transcript is spliced from 18 exons. Gene Ontology annotation, cellular component: cytoplasm; cytosol; intracellular anatomical structure.